Episyrphus balteatus (marmalade hoverfly) is the source of this 1464-nucleotide messenger RNA. RefSeq lists its product as uncharacterized. NCBI's taxonomy places the organism in Eukaryota, Metazoa, Arthropoda, Insecta, Diptera, Syrphidae. The coding region runs from base 129 to 1376 and encodes 415 amino acids. The record is from RefSeq and is a predicted model, not a curated record. The transcript has a single exon.
AUUUUCCCAAAAACCCCAUGCAAAAGAAAAGAAAAUAAAGCAAUACAAAAAUAAAUGUAAACAUUUAAUUAAAAUUGAUUUAAAAUUCCUAAAAGAACAAAAAAUAUUACAAAAAAACAACAAUAAAAAUGAGAAAAUACCAGCAGCUUCUACUCCUUGUGAUCUCUGCCAUCAGUGUGAUAGUCCUCUUUAGUUAUAAAAGCGAAAACAAUCGUUUAAAAUACAUUCUACAUGUUGUGAAUUUUUUCGGCCGCAAAGAUGCUGCUUUAAUGAUGCGCCUCGAAAAUGCCACCAAAGACGAUGAUUUCAAUGAUUUUGCUUAUCCAUUGCCAGUGUGGCAAAAAAUUGGCGAUUCCUUUCAUGCAUAUUCCUCGUUUUGGCAACGAAACGAACUUAUGGCUGGCGGUGAGGCUGUCGCCCUUGUCACUGGCAAGAAAUCAGCCAUAAUUAAUUUCAAGUGUGCUUUGCAAUAUAGCAAUGAUAGGAUAAUUACUGGCAAAUUCAAAUUUUAUCAUUUGGAUGAGAGUGAAGCACCCACCGACAAAAUCGAUUUCUUCUCUUACAAAUUUUUAUGCAAACUCAGUCGAGAUUUUGGAGUUCCUGAGAAGAUAAUCUUCACAGAGGUUGCUAGCAAAGUCAGCUACAAGUUGCUUUUGCGUCAUGUCAAACCACAAGUUGCUCAUGGCAUGCAGAUUGCCACAAUCUGUCUAAACAUGGCAGAUUUCAAUAAGACAAUGAGUUUCGCCACAAAAGCGAAUCUACUCCAGUUCUUUUUCUACCAUCAAACCAUUGGAAUAGAUCACUUUUUCAUUUAUAACGGUGACGCAGUGCCAUACCACAUUCGCAAGGUUCUCCGCAAGACGAGUGUCAAUCUGAAUUACUUCCCCUUUAAUUUCCCAUUUGCCCAGAACGACCCAAAGAAGAUACGCAAACUAAUCGAGACUGAUUGUCUAAUGCGCAACACAAAUGGAGCCAAAUUCACAUUCCUGCUUAAUAUUAACGAAUUUGUUUAUCCAAAUAGAAAAAUCCAAGAUACUGGGUCAGUAUUGCGAUCACUUGAUCAUUACGAUCGAGAUAUUAAACGCUUUGAAUUGGCUUCCUUUGGAGUUUGUUUGGAUCACAAGAAUAAACUCUUGAUUGACAAUACUUUGUAUGAUCCUGAAUUGAAAUUUAGUCACAAAUUGUAUGCAUACAAGCCGACAAUGCAAACUGAGAGCAAUAAGAGUGUUACAUUGCCGCUGUCGCUGGCAUUGACUCAUCGAUAUGUGGAUUGUUUUAGCACAAAGGAUGGCUUUUAUGAUUGGAGAAAUUCAUUGAGACAAGAUUUUAUGCAAUAUAUAGAAAGUGUUAGGACUGAAAUUGGAUUCCUGUUUUAGAGGAAAUAUCCAAGGAUAUAUACUGAGAUUAAUUCUUCCUUAUAAAAUUUGUAAACACAUUUUUUUUUUGUUGAUUUAUUUUGCUAAU